AUGCACUGUUCUAGGACGCGGUUGACAACAGCGCGCAACGAUUUGGCAUCGAGCGGGAGAGCAAGCCUGAGCGGGGGGGAAUUGCAGAACUUCUGGCAAAGGAGGAGAAUUACCAAACAACUCACCACACGCGCAAUAAUGCAAUCAACAAGCAUCCUGCCCGUGAUACCUAAGCACAGCGACAAAACUGAAUUGGACGUGGGCCGACAAGAAAUUUCGAAUGGCGAGGCCGGCGUGUGGGCUGUAAACAUUGAUGCGCCGGCAGCAGCGCUCUUGCGCCCGGCCAGCGACGGCAAGCGGAAGGAAGUCAGGCUUAGGAGCCAACUCGAGAUUUGGGCUCCGGACUUCCUCGACAAGAAUGAGUUUGAGCUUGGGGCCGCUGGGCAACGAGGUCCGAAGGGCGUCGUCAAGGACACCGCCCGUUUCAACAGGCUUGCUUGGGGAGGUUCGCGUGGCGUCAUCGCAGCCGGCCUGGAGAACGGCGAGCUUGCAUUAUGGGACCCCGCAAAGAUUCUUGCAGGCGCCCGACGAGUAAGAUUUGCACUUAUUUUGCGCAAUUCUAUUCAUACUGGACCGAUACGUGGCCUUGAUUUUAACCCCAUCCAGACGAGCUUGCCCGCGUCCGGUGCCGUCAGUGGCGAGGUCUCAUUUGGACUUGAACUCACCGGCGAAGCCAUACACGCCAACCCCCGACAGGUCCAAUAUGUUCUCGCUGGCGCGAGCAGCACUGGCAACACAGUCGUCUGGGAUUUACGUGGCAAACGCGAAGUCGUGGCUCUCGCUUAUGGCGCAGGUGGAGCUGGCGGAAUGAGCGAUAUCAAAUGGCACCCAGACAACGCGACGCGUCUCGUAACCUCACAUGAAGACAACCAGUCGCCCAUGAUCAUGCUCUGGGACCUUCGCAAUGCUCGUGCUCCGGAGAAGAUCUUGACUGGUCAUGAAAAGGGAAUUCUUUCGCUGUCUUGGUGCGCCCAGGACGCAGACCUUCUGUCCUGCGGCAAGGACAAUAGGACUCUCUGCUGGAACCCUCAAACAGGCGAUGCUUUGGACCUUCUUGCCGCCGCGUUUUUCGAUGGGACUAUCGGAAUCCAUUCGCUUCAAGGCACGAACGAGUCUGCUGCCGAUUCUGCCACCCAGGUUGCCGCUCACGCUGCCUCCGGUGCCGAUAUCUUCGAUUUACAACCUGGAGGAACUGCUACCAGCGCUGCUGGUACCCUUUCUCUUUCCCAGCCACCCAAGUGGUUCCGUCGCUCUGUUUCCGCCUCGUUCGGUUUUGGCGGGAAGCUUGUCAGCGUGGCGAAUCUCCCUGGUGCCUCCGGGAAGCAUCAAAGCGGCUCAGUUCACCUGCGGACUGUCCACGUUGAACAGGAUAUCGAUGUUGUCGAUCGUGUCCAAGGUCUACGGGAAGCCCUCGACAAGGACAAAGCGCGGCCGUCGCGGACUGGGCACACGAACAACUCGCGGGAAGAACUUAUCACUCUGCUUGGUUUCGAAAAGGCAGAGGUUGAGCGCAAAGUUCGGGAGGCUGUCGACUCGCUGGCAUUAACGACAAUCUGA
Mycena indigotica is the source of this 1557-nucleotide messenger RNA. RefSeq names its product Nucleoporin-interacting protein. The transcript is spliced from 13 exons. Gene Ontology annotation, molecular function: protein binding; structural molecule activity. Gene Ontology annotation, cellular component: COPII vesicle coat; endoplasmic reticulum exit site. Lineage: Eukaryota; Fungi; Basidiomycota; Agaricomycetes; Agaricales; Mycenaceae. The coding region runs from base 1 to 1557 and encodes 518 amino acids. Gene Ontology annotation, biological process: COPII-coated vesicle cargo loading; intracellular protein transport; endoplasmic reticulum organization. The record is from RefSeq and is a predicted model, not a curated record.